AUGGCUGCUCACAGGGUGCUGCACGCGCUAGUCCGGCGUGCAGCGAGGUAUGAACGACCGUUCAACAGUCAAGACUCCCUCUUGAUCGUCAAGGCGUUGCAACUCCUGCGGUAUCGUAGCGACGACGUGAGGGGUGUGUGUGAAAAGUGUGCCUUUGCCAUUGUUUCUUCUCGCAUUACGGUUCCGGUGGAGCGCGCCAUCGAGGCGCUCAGUAGUCUCUUAUCGCUGCAAGCGGCCCCGCUACCCAUCGUGCAUGAAAAACUUGCGGAGAGGCUUUCUGAAGUCACCCCACAAACGGCUUCCCCGCACUCCAUCCAGAAGGCGGCGGUCGUUGUCAUGAAGCUUGGGAAACGGUACGGAAAGCCUGCGAUUGCCGAUCACCUCUUCGACAUCCUGACACAAGAGGCGGCAACGUACCCAAAAGACGCUGCCCUGCAGUUGGCGGUGAUUAGUGUCUUUAUGUACACCAGUAGCGCGGCGCAACUGGAGGGAAGGCGGUGCAGGGGAGCCACAAAGGCUGGGGAAGAGGUGGAGUUCCGGCGUACUCGCGCGGUCCUAGAAGCAGCCACACGCCUUGUGGACGCCCAUGUGCUGAGCAGCUUGCGCGGGAACAAAGCGCUGCAGGCACUUCACAUCUUUCCUGUCCUUGCACUGCGGCCCUCAACGCAUGCGUCAACCAACGGCACAGCACAAGCGGGCGUCAAUGGGGGCAGCGGCGCUAGGGGUAAUGGUCACAGCCUCGGCACGACGCUGAGGUGGGACCGCGUAGAGAAUGCAUUCCGUGAGGAGCUGCAGCUCUCCACAGUUGUUCCGGGUGGCUACGCACAGUUUUUGUUUGAUUUUCUUCCGAUUUUUCGCACUGAAAAUAACGACGAAGAGGGUGCUGUCGUUGCGAUGAAGCUGGCGCUGUUGGAGGUCCUUUGCCAGACGAACUUCCACAAGGCGUUGAACUCCUACGACGUGGCGAAAAUUGCCAUGGCCGUGAGUCACGCCCUUCCCAGUCGGUCUCCCUACGCGGGACGGCAGCGGAGGAUGGGGGCUGGGGCGGGGACGCCAGAGGUGAAGGAGGACGGCGGCGGAGCGGGGGCAGGCGACCACCACGAAGCCCUGGAGGACCGCACGCUGCUGCGGGUCGUCUCAAGUCUCGUGCGGCAGUUGCAGUUCUUUGACGAUGUUGCGGGUUGGUCGCGUCCUGGUGGUGGGCGUGUGGAGCAAGUGGCCGUCGGCGCCGUGUGGCGAGUCACACAAAAGCUUGUUUGCAGCUUGCGGCCGGCGACGGAGGAGGUUCAGACAACUGUGGCGCAGCUGGUGAAGCUGACAGAAGGCAUUGCCGCAAAGCUAACCGAUGUGUGGUCCUGGGUGCUGUACUCGAUGAGCAUGUGCGCCCGCACGGCGGUGUACACAGACGGCGUAAGGGAUGUGAUGGGACUCCUCAUCCAAGAGUCGUUUCUCGGACACCGUCCAGAAGCGUUGCCGCUUCGCUCCUGCGUGCAGGGUCUAUACGCGGUGUCCAUCCUCGUGGUACCCAGCACUGAGGAAAGGCAGCUGCUGCGACGGCGUACGACGGCGGCCGUGGAGGUUCGGGAACGUGUUCGUGCACGUAGCGAAGGAUGGAGCCCCGAGCACCCUUUCGUUACGGACAUGCUGCAGCGUCUAACGGGGUUCCGCUUUAGGGACUACUCCGGCGAUGAUGUUCCUAUGCUAUUAAAGGCCCUUCUUCACCUGAUGGAGCUGUCGACGGCGCAGCACGCGAAGGUGUCUCCUGCUGUUCAGCAGCUGAUGGAGCGGGUGUUUUACUACAUGCAGGGCAACCGCAACUUGGAGUGGUGCCGCAUGCAUGGUGUGGAUAUUACCUGCACCUUGAUUUCCAUGGCGGAAUUCCUUCCGGACGACUACAAGCAAUUAAAAGAUGUGACAAAACACUUCUUGCUUAAAUUGCAGUCUCAAGGCAUGAUAGACCUGGGCGUGCUUCGUCGUUGGAUGGAGCAGUUGGCGCAGCAAAAACGGAGCGGGAACACAUCGGCAUGGCUGUGUGAAGAGGUUCUAGCGUUGCUGGCGUUGCAAAUACCUCGUGUCGGGACGGGACGGAAGGAAUCUUUUUAUCCUUUACUGAGCGCUUUGGAGUGUGCCCAUGCAAUUGGGGGAUCCAUUGCGUUUGUCCAUUUACCCGAGGAGGCCUCCAACGCCCGGCGUGUGCCGAUUUUUUUUGAUUUGGCGCCGCUUCUGCAGGAUGAGAGUCUGACUCCCGUGGAUGCGGCACAUCUGCUGCGCAUUAUGAGUUACGAGGUGCAAAGCAGCGGCCUUUUGCGGGUUCCUCCUGCGCACAUUGUCCGGCUGCGUUGCAUUGCCACUUGCAACCAGGCGGCUGCCAGCAUGCGGGUGGAAACGCUACUCCACCUCUUGCGUGCGAAUGCCACUUUGCCGGCGUCGAAGGCGCUCUUUGAUAGAGCAACCCUGGAAUACAUUAUGGCCGUGGUUUGUCAUCAAAUGACGGAACACCGACUGGCUCUGAUGCGGCGCGGGGAAGGAAGUAAGAUUGUGCACGCCCUUCUCUCCUCCCAGGUAUUGCUGCGGUUGGGGUCUUCACUGCGGAGUUACAAUGGUCUAGCAGAGGCCGUCACGGAUCUCUUUGACGCACUGGAGGCCACCGGAGCGGAGAGGCGAGAUACGCUGUUUCAGCUGCGGCUUUUAUGUGGUAACUGA
This is a messenger RNA of Trypanosoma conorhini, 2703 nucleotides long. RefSeq lists its product as uncharacterized. The coding region runs from base 1 to 2703 and encodes 900 amino acids. Lineage: Eukaryota; Euglenozoa; Kinetoplastea; Trypanosomatida; Trypanosomatidae. The transcript has a single exon. The record is from RefSeq and is a predicted model, not a curated record.